AUGGUGGUCGGGCUGCGGCGACGCGGCGCCCCGCCGCCUCGCCUCGGGCGCCGCGGCGGGCGGCGAGCGGCGCCCCGGCGCGUGGGGGCAGCUCGCCUUCGACCUGCCCCGGCAGCUCACCUGGCGGGAGAAGCUGGAGGUCCGCGACGAGCUCUCCGAGGCCGUCGCGUUGCUCCCGCCGCGGCCCGCCCGCGCGCCGGAGCCCGGGGACCUCCAGCUGCUCACCAAGCUGGAGCUGCUCUGCUCGCGGCCCGGUGCCGCCGGCGCAGGCCUGGAGGCGACCCUGCGCCUCCUCCGGGACACGCUGGGGGCCUCCGAGGCGGGGCUCUCGGACGCCGCGCGGCGCGAGCUCGUGCGCGAGGGCGGCGCGCUCUCCGCGGUGCUGCGCGAGGCCUACCGCCACAGAGGCCGCCUCUCGCCCGAGGCACUCUCGGCGGCCGCUCGCGUGGCGCUGGAGCUGAUGGGCCCUGGGGCCGAGGCGCCCGAGCCCCUGGCAGAGGCGCUGCUGGGCACGCUGGCGCCUCUGCUGCCGUGCGCCCCCGCCAAGGAGGUCGGCGCGCUGCUGCUGGCGUGCCGGCGGCGCUCGCCCUCGCCGCGCGGCGCCGCGCGGCUGCUGGAGGAGCUGGCGCGGCAGCUGGCGGAGCAGGCGCCGGCGGGGCUGCAGGAGGAGGUGCUGGGCGCUGCCCUCGGCGCGCUGGGCCACUUCGGGGACGAGGUGGACCCCGCGGGGGUGGAGGCACUGCUCGACGCCCUGCGCGACGCGUGGCCGCUGUGCCGCACCCAGACGCUGCUGGCGGCCCUGCUCGGGCUCGGGCAGGCCGGCAUCCUGGACGGGGCCACGGUCCACGCCGUGGUGGAGCAGCUCGAGGCCCGCACGGAACUGCUGGGGGCCGCGGACCGCCGGUCUCUGCUGCUGCUGCUGGCGCUGCAGAAGGCCGCCUUCGACCGGGCGCUGGGCUCCCUGCCGCACCCCCUCCACAGCGAGGCCGCGCGCAGGCUGCGGCGUGCGCUGGCCGACGCCGCCACGCCUGAGCUCGCGACGCUGCCCAUGGAGGACCUGGCCAAGACGGUGCUGGCGCUCUCGGAGCUGGGCGAGAUCCGCAGGAAGGCCAGGCAGACGGUCCAGGACCGUGUCGCCUCCGGCAGGCUUCUGUCGCUGCAGCCCGCCGCCUUCGCGUCCCUCGCGUAUGCGCUGCGGCUCGCCUGUGGCCCUGCCCCGCAGGAGCACCUGAGGCGCCCUCUCUGCAUGGCGCUGGCGGCGCACCUGCCGUCCCUGGAGCCGCGACAGGUGGCGAGCUGCAUCGAGAGCCUCCGAGGCUACUCGAACAAGGACUAUAGGAAGGUCUUCGAGGCCGCCUACGCGAGGCUGGCCGGCGCCCUCGAGGCGCCCACCGCCCCAGGGCUGCUGCCCGAGCUGACGCCCGCGGAGGUCAGCGAGGCGAUCCGCUCGUUCGCGGAGGUGCGCUUCCGGGACUCGGGGGUCCUCGUCCGCAUCCUGCGGGCGGUCGCGCGCCCGCCCAGUGCCGAGGUUCAGCAUCGGGGAACCUUUCUACGCAACUUAUCCCCAUCCCCAUCCAGACAUGCUGGCGUCGUGAACAGAAAAUGCGAUGGGAGUUUCUUGGCUGUUCGUGCCUCCAGGAGCCCUCGCUGGGCUCCGGGGCCGUCCGAAAACGGCUCGGGACGAGAGAUUGCCCCGAGGGAGAGGGUCGAGACUUCGGGGAACCCCGCAUGGAACAAGGCAGGACGUCGCAGGUCUGGGCACCGGGCCAUGGUACCUCCGCGCCACCAGCCCACCCGCCCCAGCUGGGGAUCUGCCCCGCGAGACCCGAAGGCACAGGCGUACCUCCCCGCCCGGGUGGGCAGGUCGGCCUGUGGGGCCGAGGCCACGGCCCUGGGGAUGGGGAUCGGUCGAGCGAUGCUCCGAGGUUCCCGGCCUGGGGCCGCCGAGGAGGCCGCUGCUGGAGCGCAUGACGAUGCCGCAGCUGGCCGACGUCCUGGCGGCGUUCGGCGCCCAGGGGCUGGCGGGUUGCGGCGAGGUCGCCGACGCGCUCGCCCGGCGCUACGAGGCCAACUUUAA
Messenger RNA from Prorocentrum cordatum, 2077 nucleotides. The record is from the annotation of a GenBank genome assembly. NCBI's taxonomy places the organism in Eukaryota, Dinophyceae, Prorocentrales, Prorocentraceae.